Didymodactylos carnosus is the source of this 345-nucleotide messenger RNA. The record is from the annotation of a GenBank genome assembly. NCBI's taxonomy places the organism in Eukaryota, Metazoa, Rotifera, Eurotatoria, Philodinida, Philodinidae.
AUGGAACAUGCAAUGGACAGAAAUAUUCGUCUUCUAUUCGGUGGCGAUGAAUUCCUAAAACCAGGACAAAUGAGAUUGUUUUUCUCUUGUAUCAAAUCCCAACGUCAAAAGCAACUGCAAAAAGUCGUCGGAUGUGACGAAGAAGAUGAAGAUGAACUCAAGGAUGGUCAGGCCGUCGAGGAGGUGUUUGAAAAACGACAAUUAAAAAGCACGAAACAGCUUUGUAAUCCAAAACAUUCUGAUCCGCCGAAACGUUUCGGAUUUUCAACACCACAACUCGAUAAAAAGAAACGUUCAUCAUCAUCAUCAUCAAAAACAAAAAACAAACGCACAAAAAUUCGAUGA